UAAACGAAAAUGUAUUUAGGUUAACUUGGAAAUCACUUAAGCUGAUUAUAUCUAAUGCCAAUUUAUGCAUUUUAAAAAGUUAUCCAAAAUCUGAUUCCCAGAUCGAUUAUUCCCGAAUGAGACGCUAUGUGAACUCACAUUUCUGUAUAUUUGGGCGUGUAUAAUCAGUGCAUCUUAAUUAAGUAAGAUGACAUUGGUUCUGGGUGUUCCACCAGGCGAUACCCGGGCUUAAAUUAUGCCUUAGAAACUAGAACCUAGUCUUAUAUUGUGAAUAAAAUAUAGAUAGUGAAAGCCUUAUAUUCGCUUUUGUACCCAUUUGGCACAGGGUAUAUAAAUAUAUGGGAUAACUUAACUUAUCUACCGGGUAUUCGAAUCCUUAAACUUGACAGCGAAGAACUUAGAUUACAAAGUGGAGGACGAAAUAGCAGAUCCCAUCUUAAUGGAUUCAGAAAGCCGAGACUAUAUACAAAAUGUGUCAAGCUGGCAACUCUUUUAAAGAAUUUGCAAAUUGGAUUCAUAGAAAAUUAGCUAAGAAAAAGUCAAAAAAAACUAAAUUGAGUUAAUCAAAGCUUAACUUAAAAGCGUAUCAAAUGCAUGGCGCAGCGUAACAUUGCUGCUGUCAACGGCUUCUGCAGCAAUAGGCUCACAAUGAGCUGAAGUGCCAAUGGAACGACGUAUUUGGUUGGCUAAUGCGCACAAGAUCCGUUUGGUGCUCCAUGUGGCGGCCAGUGUGAAUCUUGGCUAUGCGCUGUACUACGACUACAUGUAUGUGGAGCUACCGGCGCUGGCCGUGGAGCUGCGGCUGGAACCACCCAUGGGUGGAAAGUUCAAGUACCUGACCUUUCUAACAGGAUUGCUGCAAACCGGAUACUAUAUGCUAGCGCUGGGACAGGAUUUGUGCCAUCUGCGUACACUGCGACAAUUGCGGGACUAUCUGCUGGCCAGCUUUGUGGUGCCGCUGGCAUUGACGGUGAGCGUGACCUUCUGGACGCUGUGCGCCAUAAAUCGCGAAUCGAUCUAUCCGCCGUUCCUCGAUGAGGUCUAUCCCAAGUGGCUUAACCGGACCAUGCACUGCUAUGUGGUGAUCUAUGCGCUGCUGGAACUCUGCACUACAGCACAUCGUUAUCCGAAACGGGGCAAGGGAUACGCUGGACUGGCUGCAGUCAUGGGCUGCUAUCUGAUUUGGAUGCAUCUGGUGCAUUACUGGACCGGCAUCUGGAUCUAUCCCUUUCUGGACGCACUGUUCGGUCCGCUGCGCCUGUGCUUCUUUGCCCUGAUCGUGGGACUGUCCUUUGUCUACUACAGGCUCGGCGAGCACAUCAACUGUGUGCUCUGGGCCAAUGGGCGCUAAGGACUAGAAUUCGCCCAACGUAAUAAAGCAAUUUCCGCUUCUCCAAUUCACGUUGACUGCUCGGCAGAGUUGGGGGUUGGCUAGGUGUAAAAUUUGCAUAGAAAUGCGCUCGAGUCGCGCUGCUCGAGGGCCAACGGAAAUUGAAGGCAAUAAUAAUGACAAUUGACUUGUCAAAAUGUUGCGAGUACGAGUUAAAA
Molecule: messenger RNA, 1548 nt
Organism: Drosophila novamexicana
Lineage: Eukaryota; Metazoa; Arthropoda; Insecta; Diptera; Drosophilidae
Product: androgen-induced gene 1 protein
Exons: 1
Coding region: 665-1351 (228 amino acids)
Cellular component (GO): membrane; endomembrane system
Source: RefSeq, a predicted model, not a curated record